Elaeis guineensis (African oil palm) is the source of this 4144-nucleotide messenger RNA. Its product is annotated as protein TPR3. NCBI's taxonomy places the organism in Eukaryota, Viridiplantae, Streptophyta, Magnoliopsida, Arecales, Arecaceae. The record is from RefSeq and is a predicted model, not a curated record. Gene Ontology annotation, molecular function: protein binding. Gene Ontology annotation, biological process: regulation of DNA-templated transcription.
CCCCAUCUCACCCCCGCUCCCCUUUUUUCCUGCCUUCACCUCUCUUUUCGUCCUUUGUCUUUGUUUGUUAGCCUCCAAUCCAUCUCCACACCCGCCCCCCUCUUCCCCCAGGAAAUCCCCCUUCGGUCCGCUCCUUGACGGAGACUUUUCACCCCCAUCGAUUCGUGGAGAUCGAGGAAUCCGCCCCCGUCCCGAUCCGAUUCGCGGCCGCCGGAGGCGGUGGCGCGCACCCGAUCUACCCCACAUCGUUGCCGGAGGCUCCCCGACGACUUUGCAGCUUUGCCGUGAGCGGAGGCGCCGCUGGCCGCCAUGUCGUCCCUCAGCCGCGAGCUCGUCUUCCUCAUCCUCCAGUUCUUGGAUGAGGAGAAGUUCAAAGAGACCGUCCACAAAUUGGAGCAGGAGUCGGGUGUUUUUUUCAAUACAAGGCACUUUGAGGAGGCGGUGCUCGCCGGGGACUGGGAUGAGGUGGAGAGGUACCUGUCGGGGUUUACAAAGUUGGAUGACAACCGGUACUCGAUGAAGAUCUUCUUUGAGAUCCGAAAGCAGAAGUAUCUUGAGGCCCUUGACAAGCAUGAUAAGGGCAAGGCAGUAGAAAUCCUGGUUAAGGAUCUUAAGGUAUUCUCAACAUUCAAUGAAGACCUUUAUAAGGAAAUUACCCUACUCCUUACCUUGGAGAACUUCAGGGAGAACGAUCAGCUAUCAAAGUACGGAGAUACCAAGUCGGCCAGGGCGGUGAUGCUGGCAGAGCUCAAGAAGCUGAUUGAAGCGAAUCCCCUAUUCCGUGACAAGCUGCAGUUUCCUACGCUCAAGACAUCAAGACUUCGCACUCUCAUCAAUCAAAGUUUAAACUGGCAACAUCAGCUCUGUAAGAACCCAAGGCCCAACCCUGAUAUUAAGACGCUUUUCUUUGACCAUUCUUGUUCCCAACCAAAUGGUGCUCGUGUGCCUUCUCCAGCCCCUCCACUCACGAAUGUCAUACCAAAACCAGGAGCAUUUCCCCAACUGGGCCCACCACAUGCGCCAUUUCAGCCAGCUGCAGCAGCUAUGCCAACAUCUCUCACAGGUUGGAUGGCUAAUGCUGCCCAAAUGCCCCACCCUGCAGUCUCUGGUGCCCCACUCGGUAGUCUAGCAACUCCUCCGAGUGCAGCUGCUCUCUUGAAGCGUCCUAUGACUCCCCCAAACAGCAAUCCUACCAUGGAUUAUCACACAGCAGAUUCAGAACAUGUGAUAAAGAGAUCACGCCCUAUGGGAGUUUCUGAGGAGGUUGGCCUGCCUACUGCUCAUUUGCCUGUUGCAUACUCUGGCAUUGGACGGAGCCAGCAUUCUUUUGAUGAGUUGCCCAGGACUGUUGCAGUGACUCUAAAUCAGGGUUCUGCUGUGAUGAGCAUGGAUUUCCAUCCUGUUCAAUUAACUACCCUUUUAGUUGGAACAACUACGGGUGACGUCUCACUGUGGGAUGUAGCUUCCAGAGAUAGGAUUUCUCAUAAAAGUUUCAAAGUUUGGGAUCUUCAAGCACGUUCAGCAUCCCUUCAGGCAACUCUGACCAAGGAUCCUACUGUAUCUGUUAACCGUGUGAUUUGGAAUUUUGAUGGUACUCAAUUUGGUGUUGCAUACUCCAAACAUCUUGUGCACUUGUUUACAUACAAUGGUCGUGGUGACAUAUCAAACCCCUUAGAGAUUGAAGCACAUGUUGGUGCAGUUAAUGAUGUUGCCUUCUCUCAACCUAACAGACAAGUGUGCAUUGUGACCUGUGGAGAUGACAAGACUAUCAAGGUUUGGGAGGCUGGUACUGGUGUGCUUCAGUACACUUUCGAAGGUCAUGAAGCCCCUGUGUACUCCAUAUGCCCACAUUUUAAGGAAAAUAUUCAGUUCAUCUUUUCAACUUCUGUUGAUGGGAAGAUUAAAGCAUGGCUGUACGAUAAUGCGGGCUCAAGAGUUGAUUAUACAGCACCUGGUCAAUGGUGCACUACUAUGGCUUAUAGUGCUGAUGGAACAAGGCUGUUUUCUUGUGGGACUGGCAAGGAUGGAACUUCCUAUAUCGUUGAAUGGAAUGAGUCUGAAGGGACCAUAAAACGGACGUAUGAUGGUUUACGCAAGCAACCUAUCGGCGUGGUACAAUUUGAUACAAUAAAAAAUCGGUUCUUAGCUGCUGGAGAUGAGCAUAUGGUUAAGUUUUGGGACAUGGACAAUACCAACCUCCUGAUAACCACUGAUGCGGAUGGUGGUUUACCGGCAUUACCACGUGUCAGAUUUAACAAGGGUGGGGCUUUGCUGGCUGUCUCGACAAAUAAUAACUAUAUUAAAGUAUUAGCAAAUGCUGAUGGUCAGCUGCUGCUUUCCCUUGAAAAUCGUUCAUAUGUUGCUGCCCGAUCAGCUUCUGAGUCCAUUAUGAAGACUGUGGUGCAGGCACCGAUCAUUAGCCCAUUGGGAACUGUCAGUGCAAUGGCUGGACCUAGUGCUUCAGUUGCUGAUAGAGGUGCUCCAGUGGCAACCAUUGUUGCAUUGAAUGGAGAUAAUCGGAGUCUGGGAGAGGUGAAGCCCAGGAUGAUUGAUGAAUCAAUUGAGAAAUCUAAGAUUUGGAAGUUGACUGAAAUCAACGAACCAUCUCAGUGCCGUUCUCUGAAGCUUCCAGAUAGUCUGGUAGCAGCUAAGGUGCCGAGAUUGAUUUAUACAAAUUCAGGACAUGCUAUAUUGGCAUUGGCAUCUAAUGCUGUUCACAAGUUAUGGAAAUGGUUGAAGAGUGAUAGAAAUACUUCUGGAAAGGCAACUGCAAGCAUAUUACCGCAGCUAUGGCAACCUUCGAGCAGUAUACUAAUGACUAAUGAGAUUAGUGAUGCAAACACAGAAGAAGUUGUUCAUUGCUUUGCACUGUCAAAGAAUGAUUCAUAUGUUAUGUCUGCAUCAGGUGGAAAAAUUUCCCUUUUUAAUAUGAUGACGUUUAAGACUAUGACAACUUUCAUGCCUCCUCCUCCAGCAGCCACUUUUCUUGCUUUUCAUCCACAAGACAACAACAUCAUUGCCAUAGGCAUGGAGGAUUCCACAAUCCAAAUCUACAAUGUCCGCAUUGAUGAGGUAAAAAGCAAGCUGAGAGGGCACCAGAAGAGAAUUACUGGCCUUGCCUUUUCUAACACGCUAAAUAUACUUGUCUCGUCAGGUGCAGAUGCUCAGCUGUGCAUAUGGGGAACGGAUGGAUGGGAGAAACAAGCUAGUAAAUUUUUACAGAUACCUACUGGACGAGUGUCAGGUUCUCUUGCAGAAACAAAAGUUCAAUUUCACCAUGAUCAGCUCCAACUAUUGGUUAUCCAUGAGACACAGCUGGCAAUAUAUGAUGCAGCAAAAUUGGAAUGCCUUAAACAGUGGCUAGCCCGAGAUGGAAUAAUUACGCAUGCAACAUAUUCCUGUGACAGCCAGACGAUAUAUGCAAGUUCCAUGGAUGGAAGUGUGAGUGUCUUUACGUCAGCCCUUCAAUUGAGGUGUCGGAUUAGCCCUGCAGCCUAUUUGAAUGCCCAAUCGAGUGCAAGUGUAUAUCCACUGGUCGUUGCUGCCCAUCCUUCUGACCCCAGUCAGUUUGCUCUGGGACUGACUGAUGGUAGUGUCCAAGUACUAGAGCCUCUAGAAUCAGAAGGGAAAUGGGGAACUGCGCCGCAACCAGAAAAUGAUGUUGGAUUGAGUGCUAGCUCAGUUGGAAACUCUGCUCCAGAUCAAUCAUCAAGGUGAUGAUAAGUGCCCAGAGCAUUAGCUGACUGACAAGUUUUCUUUUCUUGUUGCUCUUAAACAUCCAGACUUGCAGUUACCUCUACUUGUCAGAUACAUAAAUCACCUGAAGACAGGCUGCAGUUGACACAAAUUAUUGCCCAGUUACUCAAGACGUAUAAUCAUUCGCCCAUGAGAGAUGACUGACAUGCACAAAGGUUAAACAGAAGCAUAGAAUAGAGAUGGGAAAGAGGGAAACCAGGGAGAUCUGGGUUUGGCUACUUUGUUUUUGGUCUAGCAUCCCUCCAAGUCAAGUGUUGUGGGUAGAAAUAAGUUUGUUUAGAGAUCAAAAUUUUUGGCUGAUGGAAGUUCAGUUUUACAUUGUACGGACAUGUAUAUUUGUUCAAAAAUUUCAGUCAUGUGUGUGCAUGUUACUGAUCCUUUUAUUUUC